AACUUUGAAAACCCUGGUCCGGGCAGUAGUCCUCCUUUCUUCGGGAGGGGGAAGAAAAUGUGGGGUUCUGGCACUCCAGAGAUCGAGUUCCCCCUGCCUCUGGUCCUUCGCUCUUUCCCUGCCUGCCUGCCCCGGGAAUGCUCUGCUCCAUCUAGCCCUCCCGCAGGAGUUCGUGAGGUACUACUUCGGGUUUUUUGUCUGAGAACUUUGAUCCCUACAACAAUCAUGCAGUCGUGCGGGGGAAAGAAAAGUGCUGCUAGAUGAAGACGAAUAGGUGAGAAGAAAUACUGUAAUUGGCACUGGCUUGGAAAAAGAAAAGCACCCUGCAACACUUUUUUUUAAUUAUUAUUAUUAUUAUUUUUAGAGCUUUUCUGUUUUUCUCCUAUUAGAUUCAAAGAUAUCAUGCAUGGUAAAGGGGAAUGUAAGGAAACAGUUAACUGCCUGGUUAACUUGAGGAAAAAUUAGUUCAUCCGGAACUGAAAUAUGUAAUAUUGCCUUUUAGGGUUUCAUUUAUUGUUGGGGAUUUACUUUCUUUUUCAGUAAAACAAGCAUGACAAGAAACAAAAAUUGCUUCCCCCUCCCCUAGUAUAUAUGUCUGUAGUAAUGCUUUGGAACUAGAAUCAGGGAAAUCCAAGGGAUUUCACUCUUUCCAGUGGGAAAGAGUGUAAGGCAAUACUGGGAUUCAUGUGCUUAGAAACUUUGACACAGAACUCCACAGCAGCUCUUGAGCUAGCAACUAGAACACAGCGAACCUGAAUCAGUACAGAGGAAGAAAUCCAUUUCAUAAGAAUAAUCAAAAUGCAGGCAGCAGUAAGUGGGGAAAAGGCAAGACAAGGUUUUUUUUCCUCUUCACUGUGCUUAUUGUGCAAGAAAUAACUGGUAUGUGAACAUGUGGGAAUCUGAACAUAGUUCUGCAAUAUUUAGCUCUUGUUCAUAGAUGUCAUUAUUACUUGUACUACACAACAAUAUUCGCCACGAUGUGUUUGUCAUUCUUUAAAGAGGUCUGCUUUAUUCAGUGGCAACAAUUUAGUGUGCCACUUCUUUUUCAGAUUUUCAAAGUUGCCACUGGUAAUACCAGUGAAUAAUUUAUUAAAGUAGUAAAGUAGAACUUUGAUUAAGUAAAGGGAAAAAAAAAAAAAAGAGGUGUAUUAUCAAAUAGGAGUGCAUCUCAAGGAUGGGUCCUGACCAAUUCCAUUAGUAGUUGAUGUGAAAGAGAAUAAACUUUAAAAAAAGCUAAGGCAUUACAGAUAAGAGGAACAGGAUUCAAAGCAUCUCAGGUAAAUAAGAGAGAAUGUCAUAUAUAAAUAAAACAAUGUCAGAAAAAUACAGACAAGGGGAUUUAAAAUUACAGCAGAAUAAUAAUGCAAAUUAAUUACAUGCUUUUUCUUAGAAAGGGAAAAAUAAAGCAAAUACUAUCAUAGAUUCAUUGAAUGACUUGAGUUGGAAGAGACAACUUUAAGAUCAUUUCCAAUCACCUGCUAGUGAUGGGGACACCUAGAACAGACUCAAAGCCCCAUACAGCCUGGACUUGAAUGACUUCCAAUGUCUCACCACCCUCACAAUAAAUAAUCUCUACCUAAUAUCCAGUCUAAAUCUACCCUCUUCCAGCUUAAAGCUGAUUUUCCAUCCUGUUGCUACCUACCCUUAUAAAAAGUCCUCCUCAGCUUUCCUGGAGGUUCCUUCCUCAGUACUACAAGGUUGCUAUAAGGUCUCCUUGGAGCCUUCUUUUCUCCAGGCAGAAGAGCCCAGCUCUCUCAGGCUGUCCUCAUAGAGAGGUUCUCCAGCCCACUAAUCAUCUUUGUGGCCCUCCUCUAGACCUGUUCCAACAACUCCAUGUCCUUCUUGUGCUGGGGGCUCCAGAACUGGACACAGCACUCUAAGAGGGGCCCAUGAGAACGGAGUAAAUAGAAGGCCAGAAUCACAUCCCUCGACCAGCAGGCUGCUCGUGUUUCUUCUGAUGCAACCCAGGAUGCGGUUGGCCUUCUGGGCUGCAAGUGCACAUUGCUGGCUCACAUUGAGUCUUUCAUCAACCAAUAUUCCCAAAUCCUUCUUCUCAGGGCUGCUUUCAAGCCAUUCUCUGUCCAGCCUGUAUUUGUGCUUGGGAUUGCCCCUAUUCAGGUGCAGGACCUCGCACUUGGCCUUGUUCAACUUCAUGAGGUUGGUAUGGGCCCAUAGCUCAAGCCUGUCAGGUCCCCCUGGAUGGCAUCCCUUGCUUCUAGUUCUAGUGAACUGCAACACUCAGCUUGGUGUCAUCUACACACUUGCAGGGUGCACUUGAUUCCACUGUCCAUGUCACCUACAAAGAUGACACUGCUUUCAACUCCAAGCCUUGAGGUAUCCCACUCAUCACCAGUCUCCAUUUGGACACUGAGCCAUUGACAACUCUCUGGGUGCGGUCCUCCAGCCAAUUCCUUAUUUUUAUAGCAUGCACUAGAAGUCAAAACCAUGCUAGAGUAAAGGAAAAGUAUAGAAGUGUGUUUGUGUAUUCAUACUGACUUUGGUUUUAGUUAACUCAGUAUUUGCCAGGACUCUAAAAACCCAGAGGUAAAGGAAGUAAGAGAAAUGCAAAUAAACAGACAAGAAUGCACAGAGAAGUCGUGAGCCUGUCUUGGAUGAAAGGGAAUCCUCAGCAAGUAUGCUGAUGAUAUGAAAGUAGGAGGAGUGGCUAACACAUCAGAAGGCUAUGUUGCCAUUCAGCAUGACCUGGACAGGCUUGAAAGUUGGGUGGAGACAAACUUCAACAAGGGGAUGAGUGUGUGGAGUCCUUUACCUGGGGAGGAAUAAAAGCGUGUAUCUGUACAAGUUUCAGGACAACAAAGGACAACCUGCUGGAAAGGAACUCUGUAGAGAAGGACCUGGGAAUCUCAGUAGACAACAGCUUGACCAUGAGCCAGCAGUGUUUCCUUGUGGCUGAGAAGGCCGAUGGUAUCCCUAAGGUGAAUUUAAAAGAGCGUGACCAGCAAGUUGAGGUGGCGUUUUCUCUCCCUCUAUUUUGCCCCUAUGAGGCCAAUGUGGAAUACUGUGUCCAGGUCUGAGCUUCAAAAUAGACAAGAAACUUACAGAAAGAGUCUAGUGAAGGGCCACAAAGAUUACUAGGGGCCUGGAAUAACUCCACCCUUAUGUGGAUAGGAUGUGAAACCUGGGACUAUUCAGAAUGGAAAAGAGCAGACUGAUGUUAUUAAUCUAAUUAUUAAUAUUUAGAAAGUGAGUGUCAAGCGGGGAGAGCCAGGCUCUUUCCAGUGGUGCCCAGUGACAGAUCCAGGGGCAGUAGGCACAAACUGCAACACAGGAAAUUCCACGCAAACAUGAGGAAAAACUUAUUUUGAGGGCGAUGGAACACUGGAAACAGCUGCCCAAAGAGAUUGUGGUGUCUCCUUCUCUAAAGAUACUCAAAACCCACCUGGGUUCUUUCCUAUGUACGGAAUCUGCUUUAGGAAGGGAUUGGACUAGAUGAUCACCAGAGGUCCCUUGCAAUUCCUACAGUUCUGUGAUAAGAGUUGACGAAAUGCAAUCAAUGAAGAAAGACUGAACAAAUUAGGCUUGUUUAUGUAAGAGAGAGAAAAUAGCAAGCUGUGAGUGUUUCAAAUCUAUGUUUUUACAACAGUACUAUUAUAUAAGAAUAUUUUUCCAAUGUCAGUGUUUCUUUUCUUUCAUGAGAGCAAUAGCUCUAUAAACCAACAUAUUCAAUAUAUGAAGUCCAAUAUAAAGAGUUUAUGCACUUGGUUUUCUAUGUCCAACAAAGAACAAGGUAAAUUCCUAGAGUAGAUUACUUAAAAAACACCUCCAUAAUCUCCUUCACUUCAAGUUUUUAUGAAGUUGGAUUAACACUUGUCAGGGUUGGUUAAGGUUUUUUUUACUUGGCUUCAGUUUAUGUGGUUUCAGUAGGGAUCUGCUGCAAUUUCCGCAAGCUCUGAUUGAAAGAAGAUGAAGGAAGAAACCUAGCCAAAGGAGUUCCAUUACUUUUGAUAAUUCUUCAUUUAUAUUCUUAUGCUUAUUCUGAUACUUUCUCAAAUUUUUUCUCUCCUCACUGGUAAUCAUGUUGUUGGUAUUAAGUAAGAAUCUAUACUUGUCUUUAUAAUACAAAAGACCAGUAAUCAAAAAGAAAUAGCUGUAGAACUUCAUUUCCACAGAAAAGGAAGGAGUCCUGAAACUGCAUAAGCAGGACUUUGGAUGAAGGAAAAGAAUGAAAACUGAUUUUUUACCAGUUUUACUCUCUACUUUCAUCUGCUCAUUUGCUCUUACAAUAAUAGCAUCCAUAAAUCUCUCAACAGAGUUCCCCCUGUAUUUGAUAAUCUUUCUCAGUGGAACUUUCUCACUCUUUUUUGUCCAGGACUUUAAUGUUUUUUGCAUGAUUCUACCUAUAAUAGAAGUGGUGGGGGCAGGUGGUGGGUCGGAUUGGGUCUCAUAGGAACAUAACCUGUCUGACCAAAAUACAUCCCUUCUUCAUAAGGUAGAUGAUCAAAACUUGAAGAUACAGGAUUGUGUGUCUUAAGUAUGUUCAGAGCCUUAUAACACUCCUAGAAGUAUUUGCUUGCCACCAUUCUUGUUUUGCAAUGCACUCAGAAAUGCGAUUAAAAUGGAUGAUAAAUUGAUGCAAUUACUACUAUCUAUUAUUACUUUUUUUAAGUGAUAAACAGAAAGAUCUCAGAUAUGACAUCUCAACUUAGUUUUUCAACAAGACUGGAACACACCAUAAAAUUUAAAACUUGACUCUAUGGACAUUAACUUCAUAGCUCUCUUUACAAAAUUAGUAUGCACUUACGAACUUAGUUACAUGUGCUUAAAUUUUUGGAGAUGUUUUCUUUCUUCUGCUGCUUUUUCUCUAAUAUUCAAACAAAUAACAAUAUUCAGUAAUUACUUUUCACCAGAGUAGGCAGAGCAUAUUCAUCUAAUAAAUGUGUUCCUUUGUAAGUGACAAUGGGCUUGCUAAUUUUAGAUAACACCAUUUAAGUUUACAGUUGCUAAAUACUUGUGGAACAUUGUUCCCAACUGUAUAAAAUCUCAUUAUUUAUUUGAGAAAGUAUUUAAGCACAUCUCAAAAUGCCUAUGCAGCAACAAAUUAAUAUGUUGAGAGGUAACUUUAUUGAGUGUUUAUUGGUUUGGUUGUUACUUUUAUGCAGCAUUUGUGCUUGGCAAUAAGUCACCUGCUUCCAUGAGCUGAACCCUUAUUUUUUCAGAUACUAAUUUCCAACUUGCAAACUUUCUCUGAAAUGUGUAGCAUCUCUAAGGAUGUAAGGCUGCUAGUGAAAAUUAAACCAGAACCAACAAGUGGAAAAAAGUUUGUAAAAGCAAGGCAGUAAAGGAAGAAAAAUAAAUACCAAUGUGGAAUGCUAAUAUACCUAUGGAUAUUUUUAUUGACAGAAUAGUGUGAAGUCUACCCUUGCAACUUCCUAACUGCAAAGAAUAUAAAGAAAACUCACCAUAAGUAUAGCAUUUGCAUAGACAAACAAAAGGAGUUCCUGAGAAGCUAAAUGCAGUCUCCACCUAAGCCACAAAACGUUAAUACAAAUUAUGAGUAUGCACAAGCCCAAAUUAAACAAAUAGUUAUGUGUGUGCUUAUGUUUUAUUCCCUUGGGUGGUCCAGUUUCCUUCUGUGAAAGUACUCAUGCUAACAGUUAAGCAUGUGUACUCAUAGGAAGAGAGUUUGAGGUCUCAUAAAUAAAUCCUGUUAUGUAAUAUCUGAUAAAGUUGUUUUUACAUCAGUAUCAAGAUUAGGAACACUGAAUGCAUGUCACUGGGCCAGAUAUGAGUUCAGUGUCCUGUUCUAAUCAGUGGCCAGUGCCAGAUACUUUAGAGAAAUUCCUAUGAUUUACAUGAAUAACAACAUAAUGGGAGACAUGAUUUUUGCUAACGCUAAUCUUGUAUCUCAUUAAAUCCUUCAGUCCAAUUAUUUUCCUUGUUAGGAAUAUUUUCUUAAGAAACUAAAGGAAACCAGAGAGUUGCUCUUAACCAGGAGGAAAGCAGCAAAUUUAAAACUGUUAAGAGGAUAUCUCUUGCUUUUCAGUUAUGGCUAAAGUAUAGACAUUCAGAACUUACUUUAUCUGCUCCAGUUGCCCUGAUACACUUAGAAAGAAGCAUAACUUCUCUUUUAUCAAAUAUUUUCACUUUUCUUUUUUUUUCAUACAAAAACAUCCUUUUAGUCUCCAUUCUUCUCAGUUCUCCCUCAUUCUUAAUAAAUUUGCAACGUUCCUUCUGAAAACAGCGUUCAGCACUAUUUCAAAAUUAGCAGAAUUCGCACAACAGUAUCAACAGUUUUUUAUAUCAUUUUUGCUUUGUUAAACUUGUCCAGGCUGCAAAUUGAAUUGGGAACAUCAAAGCAUCAAGCUUUUAAUGAAUUAUGGUUCUCAGAGCUGUCUCAUUUUGACUGCAGCCACCAGAAGAUUCAGCAAGGAGCUCAAGUUUUUGAGCAUGUUUGAACAUAAGUGAAGAUAGGAUGUAUAAAGAAAGAUAGUGCCAGUUCAACCAAAACCCUUAAGCUCUUUCUAAGAGUAAAGUCAAACUAACAGUUCAGGUUUUAGCGUUACUUUGAACUGGUUUUCAUUGCGGUCUGUAAACGUGAUCUCUCUAGUCACCUCUUUUGUGCCUCAGAUGUUAGAUACCAUUGCUGUUUGAUGUGAUUCUAAAGUAUCACAGCGUUCUCUUAUCACAGCAAGGAAAUCAGCUAUUUAGCUGUACUGUUCUCAUCUCCAUUAUCCGUACCCAUGACCUUCCACACGUACAUGCCUGUAAAACUACUUAGUUGUCCCCCCCGCUCCCUGCCUCACAGCACGGAGCAGCACCAGGACAGCCCUUCCCCCGUCUCAGGCUUUCUGACAGACCGGAGCACUCGCAGCACGGGCGGGAGCCGCCCCCUGCUCUCCGGACGGGAGUGGCUGAACGCUGCCGCCGUUGCGCAUGCGCCAGCUCCGAAUGGUUGAGUUGGCGGCGCGCGGGAGACGUUGCGCAUGCGUGCCAUGCAAAAGGACUGCCGUCCGCGCGCGUUCUACCGGCUCCCUACGGGCUUUGGAGCGUACGCUUGGGGAGGGUGGUGGCAGGCGCUGCGCAUGCGCACGCUGUGAGGCGAGGUGGUGGCUCAGGGGCCUGGACGAGCCGCGUCGCCGCUGCUGCGAGGGGCCCGGAUUUCGCCGCGGGGCCGCGUGCCGUCAGUUGUCAGGAGAUAGGCCCCUGGCUGCCCGGUCAGUAGCGAGUACGUCCCGCUCGGCCCCGCCGCUAAGCCUCCCGGGUCGGGCAGACCGGCUGGGCCGCUGCCGCCGCUGCUGAAGAGAGAAGGCGCCGGCAGGAUGAAGCUGGUGAGGAAAGACCUGGAGAAGGAUAAUGCGGGGCAGGUGACGCUGAUCCCCGAGGAGCCGGAGGACAUGUGGCACACCUACAAUCUGCUGCAGGUGGGUGACAGCUUGCGGGCCUCCACCAUCCGCAAAGUGCAGACCGAGUCGUCCACGGGCAGCGUGGGCAGCAACCGCAUCCGCACCACCCUCACCCUCUGUGUGGAGACCAUCGACUUCGACUCGCAGGCCUGCCAGCUGCGGGUCAAAGGCACCAACAUCCAGGAGAAUGAGUACGUCAAGAUGGGGGCCUACCACACCAUCGAGCUGGAGCCCAACCGGCAGUUCACGCUGGCAAAGAAGCAGUGGGACAGCGUGGUGCUGGAGCGCAUCGAGCAAGCCUGCGAUCCAGCGUGGAGCGCUGAUGUGGCAGCCGUGGUCAUGCAGGAAGGCUUGGCUCACGUCUGCCUGGUUACCCCCAGCAUGACCCUCACUCGUGCCAAGGUGGAAGUGAACAUCCCCCGCAAACGGAAAGGAAACUGCAGCCAACAUGACCGGGCCCUAGAGAGGUUUUACGAACAGGUGGUGCAGGCCAUCCAGCGGCACAUCAACUUUGAGGUGGUGAAGUGUGUCCUGGUGGCCAGCCCAGGCUUCGUUCGAGAGCAGUUCUGUGAUUACAUGUUCCAGCAGGCAGUCAAGACUGACAACAAACUUUUACUGGAGAACAGAUCCAAGUUUUUACAGGUGCAUUCAUCAUCAGGACAUAAGUACGCACUGAAGGAGGCACUUUGUGACCCAGCUGUAACUAGCCGUCUCUCUGAUACUAAGGCUGCUGGUGAGGUCAAAGCCUUAGAUGACUUCUAUAAAAUGUUGCAGCAUGAGCCUGACCGGGCUUUUUAUGGCCUAAAACACGUGGAAAAGGCCAAUGAAGCCAUGGCCAUUGAUACUUUGUUGAUCAGUGAUGAGCUCUUCCGGCACCAGGAUGUGGCUACACGUGCCCGAUAUGUUAAAUUGGUAGAUAGUGUACGGGAGAACAUGGGCACAGUGCGAAUUUUCUCCAGCCUUCAUGUGUCUGGGGAGCAGCUUGGCCAGCUGACAGGGGUAGCAGCUAUCCUGCGCUUCCCUGUUGCUGAGCUCUCUGACCAAGAGAAUGAGUCUAGCUCUGAAGAGGAUUGACAACAGUGGCUUCAUUUCACAGUAUCCCUUCCAACUGACAUCAAAAUGACAUUAAAAGUCUUCCCUUCCAAAAUACUGUGUGCAGAUUUACCAUGAUAUGUCACUUAUGUUUUUGAUAGUAUUUCUUAUACUAUGUGUUUCUUCUCACCACACAAAUUGAUGUCUAUUCUAUGGUGAAGAUGAUUGAAAUGCUGAGAUUUAGAGCUGACUGGUUUUGCAAGUUACACCCUGGAUCUCCAGCAGUACCAGAAACAGAUCUCAGUCCCCAAAGCUGCUUAUUCUUCAUGUUAAGGCAGACUGUCAGCUUAAUGUUCUGGAAUGUGUACAAAAAGAUAAUAAACUAUGAAGCAGAAAACUGUGUCAGACUCUUUAUUUUAGCUCAAAUGUGUGAAAACAGUAUUACAAAUUGAAAAUCCAUCGUGUAAGACAGCCAAACUAUACUUGGUCUUCUUAGGAACUCAUUAACUAUAUCCUAAAAAGAAAGGUUGAGAAAUGGGAUCAUCUAUUAGAGGCUUUCUGUGAAAUGUUUGAAGUGAUCUUUCAGAAACUUGACUCAUUAGGGUAACAGUUUUCUCUUUAAUGUGGCAGUAGAUGCCUGACAGAUUGUGAAGCUCAAUGUGUCUGUUUCAGUAGUCUUUCCAAAUGCUCUUUGGGAAAUUGUUUGAGGGGAUUUGGGAGGAGGUAGACAGGGUAGUUGUCAAGGGAUGUGUGUUACCACUGUGUUCUGAUGAAUUAGCACUGAAACUAAUUAGUACCCAGUUCUAAGCAGCCAUAUGAAUAUAUGAGUAAGGCUUAAAGAACCAGGUCUCUAGUCUUUAUUAGAAUUUUUUUACAACAAGCAAUAGAAUUAAUUUCAUAAUCUGUUACCUGUUUAAAAACAUAUGCAUUAUCAUGUGGAGAUAAAAAUUACAGACUUAUAAGUAGAAUUUUAGCUUAAGACAGUGACAACAGUAAAAAUAAAGUUACUUCUCCAAUUAUUUGAUUUGUUCAGUGAAAGCCACAAUGAGUCUGAUUUCUUCACUUGAACAAUGAGAUCUUAGGGUGAAGAAGCACAAACUGCUUUCAGAUUCUGAUGUGCAUACGCAUGUGAAAUUGACCGUAGCAUAUUGUUUGUUCAGUAUAAACCAGUGUGUGGUGAUGAAGGUGGUGAGAGUAAAUAAGCAUUCCUUGUUUAAAUGUCGCAGUGGAGGAGGGAACUGGAAACUGACUAAAAAUAAAUUUCAUUUGGAAAAACCACAGAACAAAUAACAAAAACCUGAAAGUUUUAUGCUAGAUCAAAUAGAAAAAGAAAGUAACGGUGCUCUCAGUGCUGACUUGUGCCAGCUCUGUGAGUUUGAUAUUAAGUAUUGCUAAGUCACAUAAACCGAAACACCAGCCUUAAUUUGUUGGUAGGAAGUUGUACUGAAUUGGAAGCCCUCAGAUGUGAAAAGACAAGCUGUCGAAUGGUUUGGUAUUUUUACAGACCAGACCAAAUUUAAGAUUGCUAUUCCAUUUUUUAAAAGGAAAUUGUGGAGAAUUUCUACUGUAAACUUCUGUAAGAAAGUUACAAUGGCAGUUUUUUUAAGUCUGUGUCUCCUAUGUUAUGGUAGCAUGCACAAAGGAGAAGCAAGCAAGCAUUUGGUAAAAAAAAAAAAAUAAUAAUAAAUCAUAGUGAUUCUUUCUUGUUUUUUUUUUUUUAUUUUUGUAAUUAAAAUAACAAUUCUACGCAGAAUUUGAAAGUUAUAAAUAUUUUUUCUUUUUCUAGCUACUGCUAUCAUGUCAUUAACUCUCUAAAAGAAGUACAAAUCCAGUUGUCUGAAGUAUGGAAGGGUGGCAUUUCUUGUUUUGUAAGCAUUUUUGUAGUAAAAUAAAUAUGCAUGCACUUUGUAGACAACUGCAUCCUGUUUCAGGAAACAGCUUAAUGGCAUAGUUUUGAAAGUAGGCUAUAUUCAGUCAUGCAGAUGCUUAACCUGGCACAGUUCCAUGGAUGUUAAUAUAUUUAAAAAUUGUAAUUAUUUUAAAUAGCUGGAAAGCCUAUAUUGACAAAGAUUUUUGUUUGGCAAACACCUUAAGGUCUGUGUCUAGAUAACACACAGAACUUGCAUGUUAUCUGCAAAUCAGAGGAAAAAUAUUUUCCCAUUCUGUUAGCACUUACUUUUGAACUAGAUAUGCAUGAAAUAAAACCAGUCCACAAUGUGGAAGUUGGCUUUUUUACCAUUAUUUAUUAAUUUCAGUAGUAUGUAAGUUUGGGUUUUGUAUUGUGUUGUGAGAUAAAUCUUUGAGCAAGUAGCUUGUUUUAUCUUCCAGUUUCUCAAUUUUCAAAAUAAAUGAUUACACAUUGCAGAACUUUUAAUACUCACUGUCUUUGUUGGGAAGAAAGCUUUAAAAUAUAUCAUGAAAUUGUCUUGAUAAUAAAUCUGUUUAUUUACUUCAUAGACUUAACUCUUGCAAACUAACUGAGAUCAGACCCCAAUUUAUUAAUUCUGUCACCUUUGGCAUUUUCAUCCAUUUGUUAUUAUAUCAUAGGAUAAAGUCUGUUUCAUAAUAUGUUGCCAUCAUAGAAAGACCAAAAUAAUCCUGCUGGUUAUUAAGUUAAAUAAAAGAUAAGUAUUUAUUGAAAUUACACCCCAUUUAAUAGUAUUUGGCUUGGGGAAGUUUUCUUUCUUAUGUGUUCACUGCUACACACUCUUUGAGCUAAGAACUGCUUACAAAUGAGCUUAUGACCAUUCUCUCAUUGCUCUCAUCAUAACAACAGCCAAGUAGCUCUUCAGCUGAAUUUGUGAUGUAACUUCACUGAUGCUUUUAAGGACAUGCAAUAAUCUGGGGUAAUUUUCAUCAUUUUGUAUCAUUUUUGCAAAUGUUAAGUAGCCCUGAUCAUAAUAACUUUAAGCAUUUAAUUCAUAUUCUCAGCUGCUGUCACUUGUUUGCAUUUGUUUAUGAAAGUGUAUUAUAGCUGCCUCCUCUGACUUACAUAUGAAUUGAGCUUCUUUAAUUGCUGUCCAGAUGCUGCAUCACUCAUCCAACAAACAUGCUACAUUUUAUAAAGAUAAGGUGGGAAUAUAAAUGGGAUUGUGUGUAUGUGUUUAUUUGUUGUUUGUUUUUUUUUUUUUUAGGGUAGUUUUAUUUUGUUUUGGCAGAUUACAUUUCUUAUUUCACCGGAGAAAAAUUUUCCAAAGAUGUUCAUUCUGUUGUUUUAUAUGAAGCUAUGUUUGUCCAGUGUGUGGUCUAUUUCUUCUACAGAUGAUCAAAGAAAGCAGUUUUAACAACAUGAAACUGCAAUUAGAGUGUUAGCAAAUAAGAAUCCUUGUUACAAUUCAGAAUUUGAAUUCCUUCAAAUUGUAUUAAAAAGAAAUUAAGGAAUUUCUUCAGAAAUCUACUUUCUUCCUUCUUAAAUACAGCAAAGUUUCAGACUUUGUUUUUUUUCUCAUUCUCUGAUGCUUUUAUGUUUCCCUUUUUCAAGAUGCAGUUAAAAUUUUUAUUUUGAAAAGAAGGCAUUAAAAUGCUGAUCUGGGUGCUGUUGAGGUGGCUCAGAUUCAUAACUAUUAAUAUUUCUUCUGCCAUAAACUGUGCUAAUGUGGAGAAUGACAGAGCUGUGGGUGUUCUGUUCUAUCUCAGUUCCUGUAAAAUGCCUGCAAGUUAUUAAAAAGUUAAAUGUUAGGACAAGGUCUUCAAUGCUUUUGGGAUUUAGGAUUUUUCUGUUUGCUUUAAGGUGAUGGGAAUAAAGUAAAAAUGAAGUCGUUGCAGUAGUUGAUUUUGCUGUGUCUUUGGUAUUUUAAUAGCCACAGCCUGGAUUUAGAGACUACUGUGUUUAUUGUAGGAGAGUAUUUUGCAAGCUUACUGUACUGCUAGUGUAGAGUUAAGAAAAUGCCUACUCUUUUGGAUCUUGUGGUUUUUGUUACAGUUCUUAAUUCAGGCUCUGACAUGGGUCAAGCCUGGGCUAUUUCAGUAGAGGAAAGAGUAAACAUUGACUGUGUAGCUUCUUGUGACAGUUGCCCUAAGAACUGCUUAAUAAGCACAAUACUUAGUCUUACCACAUUUUUUAUACUUGACUCAUGUAGGGCAUUGACUUUGAUUUGUGAAUAACUGCUUUCGCGAUCCAGAAUACAAAGUUUAGUGCAUAUUCUCUGUAAGCUUAUGAACUUGUCUUUACUAGAAAUGUAGUACAGUUUUCAUCAAAAAUUGUCAUCUUUUAACCUAAAAUGGAGUGUGAUGGAAAGUUCUCUGAAACGCUACUUGAUUGUUUUUUGAAAAUAAUCAGUGUCUCCUGGGAAAUGCAACAUGAAGCAGGACUUUCAAACACUGCCAGCAUUUUCAGACUUUUCUGCAGGAGUCUCUAAUUUAUUGCCUCCUGUUUGUGAAAUGCUGUAUUCAUAGCUAAUGUAAUUACUUUCAUAUUGCUUUAUUAGUUACUCGAAGUCAAAUUAGAAAUGAUCAAGAAUUCUCUGGCAAAGUAGCUUUUCCAUUAGAGAAUGUUAAUUGCUUGAAACUAGUCCUUCUUUUCAGGAAUGUACAUGCAGGACUUUAUGGAAUUUUUUUUCCUCUGGUCCAGAAUGCAAUUCCUACUCAAAGACAAGCCUAGAAUAGCGAGGAAAGAGUCCAGGGGUUAAGGAGUAAUACAGAAUGGAAGGUAUGAGGCUUAAGAUCCUCUUCUGAUAAGUUGUUGGUCUAGGCUAAAAGUGCUCCCUGUUUUGUAAACAUCUCUGCAAAGCACUUGUUCCAUAUACUGCAGAAGUGUUCCACACUGACUCGGGUGCUGAAUCUCUUGGCAUGUAGGAGAUGAUCUUUAGGUUUUU
Molecule: messenger RNA, 13210 nt
Organism: Lagopus muta (rock ptarmigan)
Lineage: Eukaryota; Metazoa; Chordata; Aves; Galliformes; Phasianidae
Gene: PELO
Product: pelota mRNA surveillance and ribosome rescue factor
Exons: 2
Coding region: 7281-8438 (385 amino acids)
Biological process (GO): nonfunctional rRNA decay; ribosome disassembly; nuclear-transcribed mRNA catabolic process, no-go decay
Cellular component (GO): cytoplasm
Source: RefSeq, a predicted model, not a curated record